AUGGAUUGGAAGCAAAUUUUAUCAUUGUCAAACGAAAAUCUUACUAACGAGAUCAAAGAUGAAAUAUAUAAUGAGCUAAUAAAAGAUCAAAAAUUCGAUUCAAAAAUUGCAAAAAAACUUUUUCCAUUAUGUUUGACUGUAUUGAGAUUUAAAGGACAACAAGUGGUAAAAUAUCGUGAAGAGAUUGAAAUGUUCGCUUCUUCAGAUAUUGAUCUAAAAUCAACAUUAGAGCAAAUUGAAAAACAGAAAAAGAUGAUAAACAAAUACGAAGCUGAGCGUGUGCAAUUUAAAGCAAAAAUAAAAGAACUUUCUGAUGAAAUAACAAUAAUGCAUGGUCGAGAAAUUCAUGGAAGUGAUGAGGAUUCGCCAUCUCAGCUGUCGGAAAUCGAUAGACAACAAGAGCUUUUGGGGAAAAUAAGUGCUAAGAACAAGCACAUAAAAAGACUCUUACGUGACAUUGAGAAAUUUGAACAGCAGUCAACCACACAUUUAAACGUGAUCAAAGAACUCAAGAGGAAUGUUGAAGAUUCGAAUGAAAAAAUUUCUCUUUUAAGCACGCAACUUGAGGACACGACAAACACUAUCACGUUUUUAGAGGAGAAAAUAGCUCAAUUAAGUACACAAUUACAUGAGAUGGAGAAUGAAAAUCAACAAAUGUUUAAGGAACGGUAUGAGCGUGAAAAAGAAAUGGAAAACUUCUCAAAAGAACUCGAAGAAAGGGUAUUACUUUACAAAGGCAUUUUGGAUGAAAAACAACAUGAGUUUGACAUUUUGAAUGAGAGAUAUGAGAAUUUAAUUGAGCAGGUUCCUGGAAUCGAUAUAGAAAGCGACGAGAAUGAAAUUAAAAGAAUAUCAAACUUAAUUAAUGAUCGCGAUAAAGUGAUCAAAGCAUUUGAGGAAAAACUACAGUUAUUAUCAACUAAAUUAAUGGAAUCAACGGAAAUCAUUAAAAAAUUAAGUGAAGAACGAAAAGAGUUUGUCGAACGAUUAGAAAAGAAUAAGUCUAAUGAAUGCUGCGUAGAGGUUCAAGAUAUGCUCAAAAGAGGAAAUGAAGAGCGUAAAGAAUUGCAGGAAAUGCUUCAAAUAGCUGAAGAUGAUAACUUUUUAAAAUCUAAGCAGGCAUUUGAAGCAAUUGAGAUACUAAGAUCAUAUGAAAAUAGUGAAGAUGGACUUGCGGAUGCUCUGAAGAAAAUUCAUUCUUUACAAGAAGCGGUUUUUCAACGUGACAAGCAAAUUCAUGAAUUUGUGACAGAAAUUAAUGCACAAAAUGAGGUCGCUGCUGAAAAUUCUAUUUUGCGUAAACGUUUGGGAAUUUCCGAUGAUGAAAUUGUCGAGACAAAGGCAUUUCUGGCACGACAAAAGCGUUAUGCAAAAAUUAAUGAUCGUCUUAUGUUGAAACUUCGUGCUUCCGAGGAACUUCGAUUGCAACUAAAGAUUGACAAGAAUGAGCUGAAACGUAAUAUAUACAAAUUGGAAGCAAAAUUGAAUAAUGAAGGCGAUGAGAAUUUAAAUUCGACAUCCAGAUCGACGAGUCCAUCAUUAAAUGUAGGUAAAGGCAUCGUCCAAAAGCGCAGAAAAGAAAGUCAUGUUGAAAUGAGGCAAUGCGAAAAUUGUUCAAAUAUAUAUAAUGUCUACGAAAGUUUAAAAUACUGCCGCAAUUGUAUUAUGAAGCACAAUUCAAAUCUAUGUGAAAACUGUACAUCAAAUCUUAAAGUUACAUCAAGUGAAAAUAUCGAGUUAAUUAAGAAAAUCGCGAAAUUGGAAAUUGAUUAUCAGUCAAUUUCUGAAGAGAAUGAAAAUUUACGUGUCGGAUUAAAUGAGAUUCUCGAGAAAUUGCGUGAUAAUGAAGGUAAGUUAUUUUCUUAUUUUUAUCGUUUGAUAAAUUUAUAUAAAAAACCGUAA
Messenger RNA from Chironomus riparius, 1902 nucleotides. Lineage: Eukaryota; Metazoa; Arthropoda; Insecta; Diptera; Chironomidae. The record is from the annotation of a GenBank genome assembly.